CAUUGUAAAAUGAUAUCUCUUGUAUGUCGUCAGUCAUAUUGGUGUGUAUAGUGGGGGACCAUUUACAGCAUGUUUUAUAAAUACAACUGACUUUGUUUACAGUUUGGUUUGGUACUUGGAAAACGUCAGUAUUUCUGAAAAGCGGAUGUGCUACUCCAGUAGUAAAUGAAGUUUGCUCAAAGAGGGGAAGUGUACUACGGUCUCCCAAAAUAGAAAUGUAAUGUAAACACGACCUGGUGGAAUAGGAAAUGAGGACUACUUUAAAGAUACAAAUGAAUUAAGUGCCUUUCUAUUAUAAAUGUGGAGUUGAAUUAGUGCCUCUUAAAGUUAAAUGCGCAGUUGAAUUAAUCAAAUGCAUAGAUUGCCUGGAGUGUAAAAGGUCUAUGCAAUGAAUGUGCAAUAUGGAUGAAAACAAAGCAGUUGGAGAAUCUUCUGAUAUUUUAAGGGAUGAAGUAGAAUGUGAUGACGAAGCUGUGCAAGGAGUCAUAAGUGCACAGAGGGAGAAGAUAAUGACAAUGAGAAGAUUGAAGCGAGGCAUGUCCACAGAAAUUAAAGGUUUAAAUAAAGUGACUAUUACUAUGAAACGCCAGGCAUCUUUUGCGGAAGAGUUGCAGUAUCUUGAUGGUAGGCAAAAUGAGAAUAAAUUACCAAAACAGACAAUUACUAAACCUCCCAAUUCAUCAUCUGAAAUAAGAUCGACCUUGUUGAUAAAAAAUGUGAGCUUAAAACAGAAACCGUUGAAAGAAACCAAACAAUUUAGAUGCGAAGAUGAACAAAAAUCAUUAAUGGGUGUUGCAACACCAGACAUACAUCACAUUGUGGGCAAAUACAAACCAGGCCCAAAGAGUAAGAGAAAAUUGUUAAACGGAUGUGAUAAUGGUCCUAAAAUUAAGUCUUGUAGAAAAUCUUAUGAUAAAAGUUCAGAGUAUAUAACGUUACAGCAGUUGAUGGAUCAUUGUUUGCAUAGAUAUUACAGGCUAAAGGGUGCAAACUGGGAAUGUUCUUCGGAUGCAGCUCUAAAAUUGCUCACAAAAAAAUAUAACUCCUUAAAACUGUUGUUUAGUAGGACACUUGUGUUACAAUUAAAACGUGUGAAAUUGAAAAUACAUCCUGCAAUGCCACCUGUCAAGUUGCAAAAUGAGAGCAAAGGUUUAACACAUUGUAGUUCAUAUGAAUCUGAUGACAACAAAAUAUGUCAUUCUAGAACUCAAAUAAAAUCUGUGAAUCCUCUUGUUGAUCCAAGAGUAAUGUCAAUGUCCAAAGCACUGCAGAGCAGUAAUAGUGGAAAAGUUGGCAUAGAAAAGACUUUUAAAAGUGCGCCAACAUUAAAAAAGGUGAAAAAAGACAUAAAAACAAAGGAAACAGGAAGAAAAUCAUUAAUGUCAAGACCAGACUGGUCCAAAUUUAAAGAAAAGUUAAAGGAAGCAAAUUCUAGAUUGAUAUCAAAGAAAAAAGAUGGUUUAAUUAUUGGCAAAACACUUGGCAAUGCAUCAUUAUAUGCCAAUAAUACCUGCUCAGGUUUAACAAGUGCACCUUUUGUGCAAGCCAAACUACCUCAUUUUCGCAUUCCUAGAAAGGUUUUAGAAACUGACCCAAGUGAUUCAAAACUUACCAUAGAUUCAACUACAGAUAAACAAAAAGAGCAAGACACAUCAAAACAUGACAAUAUAUUUGAUAGAUUUAAGUGUGACAAUUUAGCAGAAAGUAAAUCUAAUGGAGGAAAGAAAACCAUAGAAAAUUUCGUAUUGGAUGGUUACACUAUUGAAAUAACCAGAGACAGUCCAGUUGAUGUAACCAUGCAAGAAGUAUCCGAUGAUGAUGAUGUUGCCCCUGAAACUGAUAUUGAGCACAAUGCAUCAUUACUUAGUGAGGAAAUUCAUAAAAACAUUAAACAUGAAACUUUAACUGUUGAAGAAAGUGAUGAAAAUGGAAUUGUAGACAUUGAAAAUGUAUCUGAUGAAGCACAUUCCACUGAAAGUGUGGAACAAACAUGUGUGGAAACCAGUAAGUCCAACUCUGGUAAUUGUAUGUCAGUGUCAAGUUUAAAUAUUGAGGGCAGAAAUGUUGUUGAAAUCGAGGAUGAGCAAAGCUCAUAUGAAAUAUCGGAAACUGACAAAGACAAAAGAAAUCCCACCAAAGAUGAUAUUAACACAACACUUCAAAAAAUGUUGCAUCACAUUGAGCACUUUGGAACUGAUGUGAAUGCGGUUGAUGAUAUUGUUUCUAGCGUGUUAGAUGGUGCUUUACAACAUGUUGAAGAUUAUUCUCAAUUUCAAAUUGUAGAAAAUCCUGAUUUGCAAUCAAAGGUAUCUUUGCAACAUCCAAGUAAAUUAGGAAAAGUCACUAAUCACAGUGAAAAUAGAUCUCAGAGAUGUAAAUGUUCUUAUCUACAUUUUGAUAAUCUAGAGCAACAAGGAAAUGACAACAAAGUUGUAAAAUGUCUUUGCGAAGUAAGUACUAGGGAAAACAAACAGAAAGAAUUUACAAGAUGCAAUGACAACACUGACUUUGUUAUAAAUAAUAAAAAUGAUCUACAUUUGAAGUGUCAACAAUGUGUGGAAGAUGAUAUUAUACUAGUUGAAGAAGUUUUUACUAAAAAGGAUUGCACAUGUAGAAAUAUAUCUGCCUUUAAAAGUGCAAAUAGCAACACAUUAACACCUAAUUUAUCCUCAUUAUCUGGACACAUGAACAAAAAACAACAACAUUGUUUUCUUUGUAAAGAUGCUGCUUACAAAAUCUCUGAAUAUACUAACAGUCCACGUGACAUUUCAAGAGAAAAAAGCAAUAAAUGUACUUGUGAGAAACAUAUUCCUUCACUUAAAGGAAUUAAACCAAAAUUUGUAAAUACUUUUGUUGAAAUGACGGAGACUGACUCAAGCGCAGCAAAGCUUGAAAUGGAUGCUAAACAAGUUAUAGUUGAGGACAGUGAAACAGAUGACGAAAUUGAAAGUGAUUGUAAUAGUGCAAAUGAGGUUUCAACGAAGCUUAUUAAUUUGAAUGAAAAGACAACUGCAAAAACUAAAACUUUUAGUAUGCCAACCAAAGAAGUAAACAAAUCUGCGAAGACACUUGAACCAACCUCAGCACCAACUUGCACCCAAUGCAAAGAUAAGGACGGCAAAGGCCAGCCUUACAGCGAUGUGUAUGUGAUGAGGAAGGGGGUAAGCAGGGAGCCAUUGACUUCAAGGCACAGAUGCAUUUGCAGGAGGGUGAGCCAGGAACCAUGGAUGCCAACAUUCAGAGGCUAAUGAAGGAGGGUAAGCCGGGAGCCAUGGAUUCCAGUGCACGAUUGCUAAUACGAGAGGAGGGUA
Messenger RNA from Dreissena polymorpha, 3311 nucleotides. RefSeq lists its product as uncharacterized. The coding region runs from base 393 to 3248 and encodes 951 amino acids. Lineage: Eukaryota; Metazoa; Mollusca; Bivalvia; Myida; Dreissenidae. The transcript has 3 exons. The record is from RefSeq and is a predicted model, not a curated record.